Molecule: messenger RNA, 1695 nt
Organism: Photinus pyralis (common eastern firefly)
Lineage: Eukaryota; Metazoa; Arthropoda; Insecta; Coleoptera; Lampyridae
Product: splicing factor U2af large subunit B-like
Exons: 4
Coding region: 1342-1695 (117 amino acids)
Source: RefSeq, a predicted model, not a curated record
CCAAGUUUCUUUUAUAAUUUUUAAACGGUAAUUCGUAGGUAUGUACUUACAAUGGGAAAAAGUUAACAUAUUUAGUUCUCUAUUGGAGACGCCCGAUCGGAAGGCGAUAGGGAUCGGAACUAACCCCUUGACGAUGGGUUUUUUCGAUAUACGAUAAUGGGGAAAUCGCAAUUAUUAUAUUUGCUAUACCUGCGGACGAUAUUUUUUUGAAAAUUUGUACAUACGAUCGGUACGUUGCGGCGAAGAAGAUACGCGAAAAUGAAGGAAAUCUCGCGAGGGGUAUUCCUCCCCCGCGAAACACCCGUUUUGUGAUUUCACGCUCCGGAAGUUAAACGGUAAGCGUUUCGAGGAUGCCGUCGUGACUUAGGAGGGAUAGCAAGAAUGAGUGGUAAGGGUUGUAAAAAAUUAAGAAAAAACACUUAUUCGAACCUGGAGGCGAAGUUACUCGACGUUGAUACUUCCGAAAGUCGUAACCGAUAGGGGUGCGCGAAUUUCGAAUUUUUUCGUCGGUACGGCGCGACCUUCCCGCAGGGGUAUGAGUAGAUAAGACUCAAAGUGCACUAGGCAUAUCGUUUUUGGGUAAAAUUGCGAGUUUUAAAAACUGAGGAUAAAGGAGGGAAGAAAUUUUUCGAGAAAAAAUUGCACUUUUUAGGGGUUUAAACGAAUUUUCCCCUGGAAAAAAUUGGGAGCAUUUCGGGAGGGACUAGAUCACAAUAAAACGGACGUUUGUCCAAUAAUUUUAUUGAAAAUGUAGAGAUUUUGUGCAAGUUUUUUGACAUUUUCAAAUUCGAAGAGGUUCUGAAUUCUUGAAUAGAAUAGGUUUACCGUUUACCUAUCUUUACCUAUAUAAAACACUAAUUACCUGAUGUCUAUAAUUGCAUUUAAAAUUUUCUCGUCACAAGUGGGCCUUAGAUAAUGAAAAAAAAUAUUAAGAUGUGCUUCCUUAUCGACGUGAAUACGUGUCAAAAAAAAUUGAAGAGAUAAUUUAGCGGUAAAGAACACGUGCUCUUGUAACUGUGCACAAUCAUUAGAUAUUGUAUUUCUUCACAAAAGCCGCCGCCGCCGCUUCGGCAGCAUUUGAGAUAAUGUUGAGAUAAACACCUGCAGAUACUACAAGUAUUUAAAGGGUGAAAUGUUAUUUUUUCGAGUUAGUUCAAGUGCAGGUUUCAAACCAUAAAGAUCGUAAGUAUAACACUUUACCGAUUUGCAUUUUUAUAUUUCAAAAUUAGUUUUUCUGAAUUUGUUGUAAUUAAUAAAGUAGGUAUGUCAUUUAAUCAAUGGUAAACCUGGUCUCCUAGGUAUUAUGUUAACGUAUUUUUUUUGUAUUUUUCAGAACAUACAAUGUCUGUCGUGUCAGAAAAUGAAAUUAGAGUUAUCGAGGAGGUGGUUGCGGAGGUCCAUCGGGACGCCGAAAGCGUCGACCCGAAGACAGAUGGAACUCAGAACCAUAAGAGUAGACGGGGACGUGGAAGAUCCCGGGGACGUGGACGGAAUCGGGAUCGGAGACGUGGACGGAAUGGGAGAAGUGGACGGGAUCGGGGACGAGGGCCACGACGACAUCGUGGUCGAGAAGAGGCAAAGAAGACCAUCAGCCCACCGGCUCCGCCGACACCGGCUGGGACAUCGGCGCAGCAAAAUGCCCCCUCACAAGGGGGCAAUACAUUUGUAUUUAAUUUUUAUUAUAAUUUAAAAUAA